Messenger RNA from Condylura cristata (star-nosed mole), 1919 nucleotides. It is a transcript of the gene SYCP3, whose product is annotated as synaptonemal complex protein 3. Gene Ontology annotation, biological process: spermatid development; meiotic cell cycle. Bases 1 to 711 code for a protein of 236 amino acids. Gene Ontology annotation, cellular component: synaptonemal complex. The record is from RefSeq and is a predicted model, not a curated record. Lineage: Eukaryota; Metazoa; Chordata; Mammalia; Eulipotyphla; Talpidae. The transcript is spliced from 8 exons.
AUGGUGCCGGCAGGGCGGAAGCACUCCUCGGGAAGGCCCGGGAAGGCCCUGGAGGGGCAGGCCGCGAGGGCCUUCGACUUCCAAAGGGAGGAGCGGAAAGGGCUGAGCUAUGUGGAGGAGGAUGCCUCGCAAGGGAAGAUUUCAAUAAUUGAGAAGCAUGGGAAGAAAAGGACUUCUGCUGGAAUAGUUGAAGAAAUGGGGGGUGAAGUGCAGACUAUGCUGGAAAGAUUUGGAGUUGACAUAAACAAGGCUCUUCUUGCUAAGAGAAAGAGACUUGAAUUGUAUACCAAGGCUUCUAUCAAAACCAGUAACCAGAAAAUUGAGCAAGUUUGGAAAACUCAACAAGAGCAAAGGCAGAAGCUUAGCCAAGACUUCUCUCAGCAGUUUCUGACCUUGUUUCAGCAAUGGGAUUUGGAUGUGCAGAAAGCUGAAGAACAAGAAGAAAAACUAGCUAAUAUAUUUCGACAGCAACAGAAGAUUUUUCAGCAAUCUAGAGUUGUUCAGAGCCAAAGACUGAAAACAAUUAGACAAUUAUAUGAGCAGUUCAUGAAGAGUAUGGAGGAGUUAGAGAAGAAUCAUGAGAAUCUACUUACUGGUGCACAAAAUGAACUUAGAAAAGAAAUGGCUAUGUUGCAAAAAAAAAUUAUGAUGGAAACUCAGCAGCAAGAGAUGGCAAGUGUUCGAAAAUCUCUUCAAUCCAUGUUAUUCUGAUGACUCUUUGAAGGAAGAACUUGAACCUAAGUAAUAUAAUUAUAACAUUAGCUAAGAUGCAUAUAAGUCUUUAGAUGGUUUAAAAAUUCAAGUUUAAAUUGCAUACUGUUACUAGCUUUAGUAUAGACUUGUUAAUUUCAGAUAAAACCUUAGUGAUUAGCAACAAUUCCUGAAUAACCUGUGUACCAGACUUUAAGCUUUUUAUAGUAACUGAGUCUUUCUAACAUUUAUUACUUAGAUUUCAAUAAAAAAUGUUUCAAGUUUUAGUUUCUGUGCAUCAGUUCCAAAAGGUAGAAACCACAAAAACAGGCUAUAUUGUUCCAAAAAAAAGUCGAGUUUAUGUGUAUAUAUCCUUUCACGAUAUACUAUUAAUUGUAAUGAAAAUAAGAUUUUAUUAAAAGCAAGUUAAGCUUGUUUUAGAGGAAAUUAAACUGCUAAUUGCCAUUAAGAUACAUGAAUAUCAGUUUUAAGACAUGAAUGGCCCACAAUUAAAUGACAUUCUUUUAAAUGAUUGAAAGUAUAUCAUUAACAUACCUAAACAUAGCUAAUUAUAUUUUAAGUGCUUCACAUUCAUAUGUCUUUAAAGGUACCUGACCUAGAAUGUUUGUCAUUUCCAACUUAGUUACUAAUUCUUACACCUUUUAAAGUGUACAUUUUUUGAAACAUGGUAUUGAAACACUUGAUUUAAUUAUUUCAGCAUUUUUAGUAAGUCAGACUUUACAAUAUUUUCAUGUAAGUAUUUAAGAAAUACCAGCUCUUUUCUUGCUUAAAAUAGACAUAGGACAUGUACAGUAGAUAAGACCAGAGUCUAAGGAUUUGGAUCAUUAAGCUUAUGGUAGUUAAGAGUCAAUACAGUAUAUGAUAUACUUAGUAGGGGAAUAACUGAUACUUAGUUUUCAUUCCCUUUUUGCUUCAUAUAAAAAUUUAUUCUACAUACUUGAAAUAACUUUUACUUGAUUAUUCUGAAGGGAUGAUAUUUUUGCCAUAUUUUUUAUAUGGUUGAUUUUCUUAUCUUGAAUAUCUCCUUUUGUGACAAUGAAAUUUUAACAGAUUUUCAAGAACAGGUUACCCUCACUAUAAAGAUUCAUUUGGUUGUUUCUUGAACUGCUAAGAUAAAUUCCUUUUAGUAAAUUGCUAAAUCAAGUAUUUCCUUGUAUAAUGUACCUUUUUUAAAAAAAUGGGUUAUCACUUAAUAUGUAGCAAUUUAA